AAGAUGAUCUCUCUCAAGAUCCCCUCAUCACUUUGCAGUCAAGUAUCCCUAAGAUAGAUGUAAACUCGCUUGAUUUUCUUAAUUUAUAUAAUAAGAUUAACACUGCUAAAGAUAAUCUUCAAAGAACCACUCAUGAUUUGCUUUGA
Molecule: messenger RNA, 146 nt
Organism: Funneliformis caledonium
Lineage: Eukaryota; Fungi; Glomeromycota; Glomeromycetes; Glomerales; Glomeraceae
Source: the annotation of a GenBank genome assembly